AUGUUGCUGGGUGGUAUUGCGAAACUUGCUGCAGGUGUUGGCAACGACAACAUUACUUUCGUGGCCAUGCUCCCGAAUGUUGUUGCGCAUGUGACGCCUGCAAAGCCAGUUCUUCAUUUGUAUGGCAUGGGCAGGUUGUCCUUCUUUUCCUGGUCAGUUUUGGCUACUGGCUUCAACUACACAGUACUGGCCUGGGCCACCAUUGGCACUUUGCUAGCCAUUGGCUACACCGCUGGUCCUGCCCCUCUCAAAUACAUGGGCCUGGGUGAUCUGACUGUAUUUAUUUGCUUUGGGCCUGGAGUUGUUUCCUACUGCUCCGUCGUUUUGGUGGGCAGAGUUGUGUGGCCAGCUCUGCUGAUGACCGUUCCGGCAUCUUUGUAUGUCGUGGGCAUCUUGCAUGCAAACAACUACAGAGAUAUGGAAGUGGACAGACGAGGAGGCUCGAGAACUGUGGCCAUCCUGCUGGGCCCCAAGGCAUCGCUGGUGUACUACUAUGGCCUGCUGAUGGGAGCCCACGUGCUGGCACUCCUUUUGGGCGUGACAUUCGGGUGCCAUGGUGUGGCUGCAACCAUCUUUGUGCUUCCACAGUCGCUGUGGCUCUGUGUUCGUAUUCACAGACAAGAAUUGCUCCGUGAUCAGGAUGAGGAGACGGCAAAGUCGAUGAUGAUGUUCAGCGUGGCCCUCGCCCUCGGGAUCUUAACCAUGCCCGGCAACUUGUCUGUCCUGCCCAUGAUGGUAUGCGCGCUAGUCACCAUCGUCCUGAAGGUCUUCGCGGACUGA
Messenger RNA from Symbiodinium sp. CCMP2592, 780 nucleotides. The record is from the annotation of a GenBank genome assembly. Lineage: Eukaryota; Dinophyceae; Suessiales; Symbiodiniaceae.